This is a messenger RNA of Drosophila yakuba, 4086 nucleotides long. It is a transcript of the gene Tbh, whose product is annotated as tyramine beta-hydroxylase. Gene Ontology annotation, molecular function: copper ion binding; dopamine beta-monooxygenase activity. The record is from RefSeq and is a predicted model, not a curated record. The coding region runs from base 354 to 2345 and encodes 663 amino acids. The transcript is spliced from 8 exons. Gene Ontology annotation, biological process: norepinephrine biosynthetic process; octopamine biosynthetic process; dopamine catabolic process. NCBI's taxonomy places the organism in Eukaryota, Metazoa, Arthropoda, Insecta, Diptera, Drosophilidae. Gene Ontology annotation, cellular component: secretory granule membrane.
UGCAUUCUGCGUUCGGCUGGCGUAGGACGCGCUUACCACUUGCUCUCGCUCUCGCUCACCGUAACGCGAUAUCCCUGGCGAAAGCGUAGAAGCGCGCCAAAAAAAAGCGCGCGCAAAAACAAAAAGCCAAGCUAACGGGACAAAAGUCGCGCGCGACUCGUAAGCUUGUUUACUUUGCCAUUAUAAAUCCGGCGGGCGCUUUGUUUGUGUUUGUGUUGAUGUUGCAGCAGCACCCAUUGCGAAUUAAUCUCAAAGUGAUUGGCUACUAGUUAUUAGCGAUAAACGAUAAGCGAUAAACGAUAUCCGAGAACAAUAAUCCACUAACGAUCUGCAGGCCGUGCAAUCUGCUUAAAAUGCUAAAAAUGCCGCUGCAGCUGCAGCUGAGCAGUCAGGAUGGCAUUUGGCCAACCAGAUCUCGACGUCUCCACCACCAGCAACUGGCUUAUCAGCAUCAGGACCAAGAGCAGCAGGAGCAGAAGCAGCAGCAUAAACAAAAGCAAAAUGGAGUGCACCAAGGACGUUCGCCGACAUUCAUGCCAGUGAUGCUGCUCCUCCUGAUGGCCACACUCCUCACGCGCCCACUGAGCGCCUUCUCCAACCGAUUAUCGGACACAAAGCUGCACGAGAUCUACCUGGACGACAAGGAGAUCAAGCUGAGCUGGAUGGUGGACUGGUACAAGCAGGAGGUGCUCUUCCACUUGCAGAACGCCUUCAACGAGCAGCACCGCUGGUUCUAUCUGGGCUUCUCCAAACGCGGCAGCUUGGCGGAUGCGGACAUUUGCUUCUUUGAGAAUCAGAAUGGCUUCUUCAAUGCGGUCACCGAUACGUACACCAGUCCCGAUGGACGCUGGGUGAGGCGGGAUUACCAGCAGGACUGCGAGGUCUUCAAAAUGGAUGAGUUCACGCUGGCCUUUAGGCGCAAGUUUGACACCUGCGAUCCCUUGGAUCUGCGACUUCAUGAGGGCACCAUGUAUGUGGUGUGGGCACGUGGUGAAACGGAACUGGCCCUGGAGGAUCACCAGUUCGCCCUGCCCAAUGUGACGGCUCCGCACGAGGCGGGCGUUAAGAUGCUGCAGUUGCUCCGCGCCGACAAGAUACUGAUACCCGAAACCGAGCUGGAUCACAUGGAGAUUACGCUGCAGGAGGCGCCGAUACCCAGCCAGGAGACCACCUACUGGUGUCACGUUCAGCGACUGGAGGGCAAUCUACGGCGUCGCCAUCACAUCGUCCAAUUUGAGCCGCUCAUCCGAACGCCGGGCAUUGUGCACCACAUGGAGGUGUUCCACUGCGAGGCCGGCGAGCACGAUGAGAUUCCCCUGUACAAUGGCGACUGCGAACAGAUGCCGCCGCGGGCCAAGGUCUGCUCCAAGGUGAUGGUCCUGUGGGCCAUGGGCGCCGGCACCUUCACCUAUCCUCCGGAAGCUGGUCUGCCCAUCGGUGGACCCGGCUUCAAUCCCUACGUUCGCCUGGAGGUUCAUUUCAAUAAUCCGGAGAAGCAGUCUGGCUUGGUGGACAACUCCGGCUUCCGCAUCAAGAUGUCGAAGACACUGCGUCAGUAUGACGCCGCCGUCAUGGAACUGGGCUUGGAGUACACCGACAAGAUGGCCAUUCCGCCCGGCCAAACGGCAUUCCCGCUAAGCGGCUACUGUGUGGCGGAUUGCACACGAGCCGCUCUGCCGGCGACGGGCAUCAUCAUCUUUGGCUCCCAGCUGCAUACCCAUCUACGUGGCGUCCGCGUCCUCACCCGUCACUUUCGCGGCGAGCAGGAGCUGCGCGAGGUGAAUCGCGAUGACUUCUACUCGAAUCACUUCCAGGAGAUGCGCACCUUGCACUACAAGCCACGUGUCCUGCCCGGUGACGCUCUGGUGACCACUUGCUACUACAACACCAAGGAUGACAAGACCGCCGCCCUCGGCGGUUUCUCCAUCAGCGACGAGAUGUGCGUCAACUACAUCCACUACUAUCCGGCCACCAAGCUGGAGGUCUGCAAGAGUUCCGUUUCCGAGGAGACGCUCGAGAACUACUUCAUUUACAUGAAGCGCACGGAGCAUCAGCACGGCGUGCAUCUGAAUGGAGCCAGGUCGUCCAAUUACCGGAGCAUCGAGUGGAGCCAGCCGCGGAUCGAUCAGCUGUACACCAUGUACAUGCAGGAGCCGCUGAGCAUGCAGUGCAACAGGUCCGAUGGCACUCGCUUCGAGGGGCGCUCCAGCUGGGAGGGCGUGGCUGCGACGCCAGUCCAAAUCCGCAUACCCAUUCACCGCAAACUGUGCCCCAACUACAAUCCGCUGUGGCUGAAGCCAUUGGAGAAGGGCGAGUGCGAUUUGCUGGGGGAGUGCAUCUAUUAGGCGCCGCACGUUAGGCAUUAGGCGAAUGGGGGCGUGGCAUAGCACACACACACACACACACACACACACACACACACAGACACAGAUGCACACAUACAGCACAUGCACCGUACAUACAGCACAUUAUGGAUAAUACAAGGAUUUCGAUUGCAACAGUCGCCUAUCCAAAAGCUGAAUGGGCAGGAAACAUCUUCUAUUUUGAAGGUUCAACUCAUGAAAACUCUUCAAUUCUUUAAGCACUUUUUUUUGCAGAAAUAGCUCAAAAAUAGCUGAAAAAUAGCUCAAAAAUAGCUUACAAAUAGCUAAAAAAUAGCUGAAAAAUAGCUGAAAAAUAGCUGUAUAAUAAACUUAACUUAAUUUUAAAAUUUUAUUCCCAUUUGUUUAGUUCAUUAAGUAAAAUUGCUUUAAUUUGUUAAAAAGCGAACUAAAUGUAACUAAUUAGCGAAAUGUUUUCUGUUGGCUUUACUUUGAAGUUGGCAACAGAAAUCAGAGGUAACACUGUAACGUGUAUAACCCUGAAAGCUCUUUACGCCUUAUGGAAGUUCGACUGUAGUCGCUUUGUAUUUACCCUUUCAUGGUCAUUAGCAUUAUCAUUGCCCCUUUUUUCUGUAAGCUUCUCUGUGUGUGUUUGUGGGUGUGUGGGUGUGGGUGUGUGUGUGUGUGCGCGUUUGUAAGGGCAGGAGGGCAAAACAAAUGUUUUCACUCUUUAAAUAACUAAUGCAUUUACCAAUCCCAUGCCCAUGCUGUACACCCUUUUACAUUCACUUUUGAAUCACUUUUGCUCUCGCCUUUGACUUUGUUUGUGCCCUUUGCCCGUGUUGUUUUUUGGCCAGCCUUUGAAAUUUGCCGACUGACAGCGCCGCCAGGCUAAAACGUUUAAUACAAAACAGCUUACAAAGCAUGGCCCACAGACAAACACACACACACACACAUAUAUAUAUACGCACAGAAACACACACACACAAGCGCACUGAACUUGGCUGAGACGAAAAUGUAGCAUACUUCGCAGCGCCAGCUGAAAAAUUAAAUGGCCAACUGACUGAAUGAAGGAACGGAAGGGAACGGAACGGAACGGAACGGAACGGAACGUACUUAAACGGACAAACUGGCCGGAAAGAAAGAAACAAGAUGGCCAAGAAACUCUCACUGUUUAUACAAUAUAAAUGAGCAAACUUUUGAUGCAACCCGACGUUGCCAAGUCUAAUUACCAAGAAGCUCGAGGAAAAACGGAAAAAAUCUGAACAAAAAACUAAAGGAAAUAAAUUGGUAUGGGAUCUUAUUGGAAAUGUGGAAAGUUGACAGAGGGGGUUGUGAGGGGUGGGGAUCAUGGGACAUGGUAGAUGGGCUACCAGCAGCCAGGAGCUUACCACAUGCACCCAUGUGUUUCCUUUACAAAAGGAUUCCCCUUUAAAUCCAACUCUAUCAGUCCUUCAAUCAUUUCUUACUUUUCACUACACAAAUGCACCCACACACACAUACACACAUAAAUUCACACACGCAUCACACACACGCACAUACAUUUGAGUAAACAUGUAAUGGAUACGUUUAAGUGUAGCCAACAUACAUAUAUGUAAGAUGUGAUAAUUGUUCUAUGGCUAUAAAUGAAAUAUAUAUACACAUGAAUAUAUAAACUAUGUAGAUGAAAUAUUUAUAAAAAAAACAAAAACCAAGCGAAAGCGAAAACCAAAAAAAAAAGUAAAAUGUAUAAUUAUCUAAUAAAAACUGACCACCAUACCAGAAA